Prionailurus viverrinus (fishing cat) is the source of this 2295-nucleotide messenger RNA. RefSeq names its product phospholipase D family member 3 (gene PLD3). NCBI's taxonomy places the organism in Eukaryota, Metazoa, Chordata, Mammalia, Carnivora, Felidae. The transcript is spliced from 12 exons. The record is from RefSeq and is a predicted model, not a curated record. Gene Ontology annotation, molecular function: catalytic activity. Bases 512 to 1984 code for a protein of 490 amino acids.
GUAGACAAGAUGCGGGGUUUCUUUUUCUCUUUACCUGUACCCUCCCUACCCCACCCCGGGGCUCUGGGGGAUAUGGGUGGCAAAGCCCACCCCCCAGCCAUGUACUCUCCGCACCCCGGCCAGGUUGGCGGGACCGUAUCUGGGGGACCGGAGCCCCCCUUCUCCCUGCGGUGAGCCGGGGCGGCCUGCGCACUGCGCAGACUCCCCGCUGCAGUGGGCGGAGCCCCGUCUGGCCCCGCCCCCCUUCCUCCCGCCCCUGCUUAGCCUGUUGGGGCAGAAGCUGGGGCCCCGCGGAGGUAGCAGCUGCCGCCUGUGGAGUGAGACCGAGUCCCCUCCGGGACAAGGAGACCCAAUGGAUCCCGUGAGCCCGACACUACUCUGCUUUCCGUGAUGUUCCCCCAAAGCCCGGAAACCCCACCACAGUGCCAGCUUUUGUUCCCCACAGUUUGGAGACCCUGACACACCCACUUGCCCCGCCUGGGCUCCACAUAUCCCCUGGCUGCCUGGCAAGAUGAAGCCUAAACUGAUGUACCAGGAGCUAAAGGUGCCUGCUGAGGAGCCUGCCAAUGAGCUGCCCAUGAAUGAGAUUGAGGCUUGGAAGGCUGCGGAGAAGAAAGCUCGUUGGGUCCUGCUGGUCCUCAUCCUGGCGGUCGUGGGCUUCGGAGCCCUGAUGACUCAGCUGUUUCUAUGGGAAUACGGCGACUUGCAUCUCUUCGGGCCCAACCAGCGCCCAGCCCCCUGCUACGACCCCUGCGAAGCAGUGCUGGUGGAGAGCAUUCCAGAGGGCCUGGACUUCCCCAAUGCCUCCACGAGCAACCCGUCCACCAGCCAGGCCUGGCUGGGCCUGCUCGCCGGUGCCCACAGCAGUCUGGACAUCGCCUCUUUCUACUGGACUCUCACCAACAAUGACACCCACACUCAGGAGCCCUCUGCCCAGCAGGGUGAGGAGGUCCUCCGGCAGCUACAGGCCCUGGCACCUCAAGGCGUGAAGGUCCGCAUCGCCGUGAGCAAGCCCAACGGGCCCCAGCCGCAGGCCGACCUGCAGACCCUGCUGCAAAGUGGUGCCCAGGUCCGCAUGGUGGAUAUGCAGAAGCUGACCCAUGGCGUCCUGCACACCAAGUUCUGGGUGGUGGACCAGACCCACUUCUACAUCGGCAGCGCCAACAUGGACUGGCGCUCCCUGACCCAGGUCAAGGAGCUAGGCGUGGUCAUGUACAACUGCAGCUGCCUGGCUCGGGACCUGACCAAGAUCUUUGAGGCCUACUGGUACCUGGGCCAGGCGGGCAGCUCCAUCCCGUCAACCUGGCCCCGGCCCUAUGACACGCGCUACAAUCAAGAGACACCGAUGGAGAUCUGUCUCAACGGAACCCCUGCUCUGGCCUACCUGGCAAGUGCGCCUCCACCACUGUGUCCCAGUGGCCGCACCCCAGAUCUGAAGGCCCUGCUCAAUGUGGUGGACAACGCCCGGAGUUUCAUCUACGUUGCGGUCAUGAACUACCUGCCCACCAUGGAGUUCUCCCACCCACGCAGGUUCUGGCCCGCCAUUGACGACGGGCUCCGGCGGGCUGCCUAUGAGCGGGGCGUCAAGGUGCGCCUGCUGGUCAGCUGCUGGGGACACUCUGAGCCAUCCAUGCGGGCCUUCCUGCACUCCCUGGCCGCGCUGCGUGACAACCACACCCACUCCGACAUCCAGGUGAAACUCUUUGUGGUCCCUGCGGAUGAGGCCCAGACCCGGAUCCCAUAUGCCCGCGUCAACCACAAUAAGUACAUGGUGACCGAACGCGCCACCUACAUCGGAACCUCCAACUGGUCUGGCAGCUACUUCACGGAGACGGCGGGCACCUCGCUGCUGGUGACACAGAAUGGGCGUGGUGGCCUGAGGAGCCAGCUGGAGGCCGUUUUCCUAAGGGACUGGGACUCCCCUUACAGCCAUGACCUUGACACCUCAGCUGACAGCGUGGGCAAUGCCUGUCGCCUGCUGUGAGGCCGCGGUCCCGCAGACAGGCUGAGGCCUGCGAGGCCCCCACGGACCCAGAUAUCCCGGGUCCCGGCCCCUGUCCCCGUGCCCCCGCUUCUGUGUGUCCCGUUGUGGCUCCACUGGCUCUCCCCUGCUCUCCCACCUCUACCUCCGCCCCUGCCAGCCUGACGCUGUGGCCCCAGGACCCGGCCCAGCUGGGGGAGGGAUCAGCCCCCGAAGAAAUGGGGGUGCAUGCUGGGCCCGGCCCCCUGGCCCACCCCCCUUUCCAGGGCAAAGAGGGCUCAAGGUUAUAAGAAGAAGUAAAUAACUUGUCUGUA